Messenger RNA from Zophobas morio, 1115 nucleotides. RefSeq lists its product as uncharacterized. Lineage: Eukaryota; Metazoa; Arthropoda; Insecta; Coleoptera; Tenebrionidae. The record is from RefSeq and is a predicted model, not a curated record. The transcript has 5 exons. Bases 94 to 1029 code for a protein of 311 amino acids.
AACACAGUUGCGUGUUCGGUACAGGAAGCUCCGAAGUAUAUUAAACAAUUAAAUAGCGCUAAAGGGAAAGUUGAUAUUUUAAAGUUAAAGAGGAUGUCACCUUAUUUCCAGGAGCCCACACCUGGUUUAACAAAACCUAAUAUAAGAGAUUCCACUGAAGAGAGUAUAAUAGAUUUACGUUUACCAUCGUCGUUAUUAAAAGAGCUGGAUUUAAGUAGUGUUAAACCAGAAACAGUCAAUAAGAAUAUUUAUGAAACAAAGGGAAAUUUAUACAGAAAUAUAAGAAAUUCAGCUAUACAAAGUCUGUCGCAUAACGUUUUUUGGACUGAACAACAAGACUUUACUUUGGCCGUUUGCUCUUACGAAGCUGAACUUCUUAAAGUUAAAGUUAAACAAAAGUGUAAAACUAUAUGGUCUAAAAAAAACUUUGUCCCUCAAAGCGCACCGUCUUCCUUUAAAGCGCCUCCUGUAGUAAACACUAAUAAUUCUUUACGCAAAGAGCCUUCUGAGAAUAUCGUUAAUUAUGGUAAGAGAACUAAUUUUGUAAGCAAGGUUGCCGGUGGAACCACAACUAAAGAGAAAAAAUUAAAAACAUACAAUUUUCCAAGACCAAAGUUCUGUAUUAGAAGUUUGUUGACGGGCGAUGAUUGGUUUCUGAUCUCCAAAAAAAUUAAUGAUGGAAAGCUCUCCUACAGUCACCAUCAUUGCAGAGUGAGAUACGUAAAUUAUCUGAAAACAAUCGCCAGAUCAAUACUACAUCAGGCGAAAACUGACUCGACGGUAAAAAACUUUAUUACAAACUUGAAGAAGUUUGUUACUAACGAAAAGGAGAUAGACUUGCUUGAGUGGAAUGCAGUAGCUGAAAAAUUUGAGUGCUACAGGAUUAUACAUACGGAAAACAGUGGAUAUCAAUUAAGCAUUUGUAAAGAAAGUGAGGCUCUUCAGGAGGGGGCUAUGAACAGCAAGUACGGCAUCUCGCUGAGUCCCGCUAUAGUUUAUUUGAUUUAUAAGCUUUCGCCUAAGAAUUAACGUUGCUUGGAAGAGAUUGGAAUUCUGAUCAAUUUUUUUUUUUAGCUUUAUUAGGAUGAACCAAAAAAUAAUCUGUUUAUAUCCAU